UUUUGGUACUAGAGGUACGUGUACGAACAAGUUUGUAGCUAGAUCUACGAAAAUGAGGCACCGUACAACGAACAAGAAAACCAAGAAGCUAAGGAAGAAGUCUCUGGAAUUGCAGGCCUUUGUUAAGCAUUCCAGUGAGCUUCAUGAAGUUCUCAAUGAUGGUGUGUUAACAAGAUUGGUUUGGGAUCUCUUCCAAGCUGAAAUAUUCUCUCAAGCCACAGUUAGUAGUAUAACACACGUCAUGCUUAGUGAGAGUGAUAAGGCUACAAAGCUCGUUGGUGCUAUAAUACAGUCUAUUAAGUCUGAUAACUCAAAUUUACUGACCAUCCUCGAUUGCUGCGACAAGUAUCUUGAGUUGAAGCCGGUCGUUAUGCGAAUGAGAGAAGAAUACGACCAUCUCAAAGAUGUUUCGCCAGGAUUUAAGAAUGAAGUUAUUGCAAGCCCAGCUGGACAAAACAGAUCUUGUCCUGGACUAACAAAGAAGUGCUGUGUGAGAGGCACAAUCGCCACCAUAAUAUCAAUUUUUGUAUUGAUGAUAAUUGGAUUCAGAUGUGUGAAUUAUGUUGAAGGACGUUUUGAGAUAACUUUUUUGGGUAUUGGUCAAGACCAACAAAUUUUAGAACAUGAGUUUGAAAGAAGUGAUGACGAAAUGCCAAAGCAAAUUAGUUAUGGCAGGCCAAAUGCACCUCUAAUUAACAUCAGUUUACCAUUGCCGUCUCGCCCCAUGCCGUUUGUUGGUAGAAAAGAAUUAAUAAACGAAAUAAUACAACGUCUUCUUGGUACCCACACAUCAAUAGUAGGAUUGUUUGGGCCUCCUGCGUUCGGAAAAAGUUCAUUGGCUAUUCAUGUUGGUCAUGAAGUCAUGAACAAAAAAGGCGUUAGUGUAAGCUACGUUGAUCUAAGCGAAUUCAGACUAUCCUUUGAGCAACAACCUCACGCCAGAAGCCAUGUCAGAGGAGUUCAGAUACAUGGUGACAAUUUUGGGAAACGUUUACUAGGCAGGUCUGUCAACGGUGACCACCUAUUGAACUGGGCAGCUACAAUUGAAAACAUUUCUAUUUUGAUUUUUGAUAACUGUGAUCCUGUUCUCAAUAAAUGGCAUGAUGAAUUCCAAGAGUUUAUACUAGAUUUGAGAAAGUCAUCUAGAAAUAAUUUGAAGGUCAUAAUUACAAGCCAGCUAAAAAUUUCUUUUGUGGACCACUUUACUGAUAUUGAAGUGUUAGAGUUAAGUGACAAGGAUUCAAAAUCCUUAAUCAGUGUUCUUCGACCAAAUUUGAAUCAUCACUUACAAACUGAAAUAGUUGAACUCGUAGGAAACUGCCCUUUGGCAAUUAAGGUGGCAGUUAUGCUGCUCAAAACAAUUAGCCCGACAAUGUUAAUCCAAGAUCUAAAGGCAAAAAAUGUUGAUGUGAUAUCUUCUUCACAAUUUCCAAGGCGUGAGAGAUUCAAUGUUGUAAUGGACACUGCUUGUCAAUAUCUCAGCAACAACUCCAUAAGAGCAGCAUAUCUCUUUUCGUUAUUUCCUGGUUCAUUUGAUGAAGAUGUUCUUUCAUUUUCGUUUUUCAGAGAAUUUCGUGAUGAGGUCAACAAUCUUUUUGAGCGGUCUCUCUUUGAAAGGUACGCUCACAUUUUUGGAGAAAGAUACAAGUUGCAUAAGCUAAUAAAAACAUAUUUUAGGGAGAAGAUUUUGAUAGAUUCAAAAAAUGUAUUGAAAUCUGACUUCAAAACAACAUUCGUAGAGUAUUAUACAAAGAAACUUUAUAAUUAUCUCACUUCUAUAAAGUCGAUUAAAGAACCAGCUCAAAAAGACCAACUUAUCACUAGCGAACAGCAUAACAUACGACAGCUAGCUAGAAUUUUGUUAAGUACAGAAGAUCACUACUUUUCUUCAGAAGAAAUAAUAGUUCUUCUAUUUUAUUCUCAACAAGGAGGCUUAGAGAGCAACCAUUCAAGUAUUAUUCUAGAUGUCACGCUUACAUUUUUAGAAGAAAACAACACAUUGCUGAACAAAGCGUGCUCUCAGACUUACACGAGUGUAUGCAAAGUAUUGAUAUCCGACCUAUUGCUCUCCAUUACCGAAACUGGCUAUACAUACCUCCCUUGUACAAUUUGUGACACAGUUAGUGGCCCAGACAAGCUCAUGAACUUUAUCACUGAUGACUUGCUACAGUUAAUUGACAAUUCUUAUGUUUUCUGCUCACAAAACAAUUUUGCACAUAACAUUGUCAAGAUUUUGAAGUAUUUGCUUUUUUCAUUGGAGUGUUGGUUUUCAUUGCAGUAUUCUUCAGUUGUCUUUCGCGUUCAAAUGGGAAAGACUGGCUCAUUUCAAUCUUUAUUGCACUUUCUAUAUUUUUUUUUAGUGAUUCAAACAAUUGAAUCUUACGUUAUGCUUUGUUUCACAAUUUUUCUACUUGUGAUUUUGUAUGCUUUGAGAGGUUAUAUCUGGAACAAGUGUGUCACUACUCAUCUUUUCUUUUUGUGCAUUCUUUAUCUUAAUUUUUAUGUUUUGGGUGUUUUAGCUAACGCUCUUGGAUAUUUUUCACUAGAAGGAAAUGGAUCAAUGAGAUACCAACAGUGGUGUCUAUUAUGCAUACAUUUAACAUGUAAAAACUCGUUUUGGAUCGCAAAUUUUCUUAACAAUCUUAUAUGCUCAGUAAUUUUUCCUGGUAUUCCUCUAUACUUUAUAGCUAGAUAUUUUGUUGGCAGCAUCAUUAGCUUAUUUAUGAGUGAUUUUCAUCAAUUUGUAUACACAAGUAAAAGACGUUUCCACAAUUAGCUUUUUGUAUUCACACAAUCCCCAUUAUGUUUAAUAAUAAAAUUAAUAUGCAAUUCAGUUAUACCUAAAAUUUUAUAGUUAUGUUUGUUCUUAUCGGAUUGUCUUAUAUGCAACCAAUCGGCUGGAGUAUGUAUAAUUAUGUGUGGAUACAGAGGUUACAUGCAGAGGAGAGAAGAACCUAAUUAGUUUUUGGCAUCACUGUAUUUUGUGCAGUCAUAAUUAUAUAUAAUUAUAGCUUUUUUUAUUUAGUUUUUUGUGUUAUUAUUUUGUUUGUCUUGUGUUUGCUAUUGUAAGGAUUCCACAUUA
Molecule: messenger RNA, 3082 nt
Organism: Halichondria panicea
Lineage: Eukaryota; Metazoa; Porifera; Demospongiae; Suberitida; Halichondriidae
Exons: 2
Coding region: 53-2776 (907 amino acids)
Source: RefSeq, a predicted model, not a curated record